Alternaria triticimaculans is the source of this 1812-nucleotide messenger RNA. RefSeq lists its product as uncharacterized. Gene Ontology annotation, molecular function: aspartic endopeptidase activity, intramembrane cleaving. The coding region runs from base 1 to 1812 and encodes 603 amino acids. Gene Ontology annotation, cellular component: lumenal side of endoplasmic reticulum membrane; membrane; cytoplasmic side of endoplasmic reticulum membrane. The record is from RefSeq and is a predicted model, not a curated record. Gene Ontology annotation, biological process: membrane protein proteolysis. The transcript is spliced from 2 exons. Lineage: Eukaryota; Fungi; Ascomycota; Dothideomycetes; Pleosporales; Pleosporaceae.
AUGGCAGACACCGAGCCCAGCCUCGUCGCCAGCGCCCUCGGCACUGUCGCCUACGCCUUCACAAAGGUCCAACCGCUCCUCCCCGUCUACGCCCACAUGAUCCUCGCCUCCCUCUUCCCCAUCUACGCCGCCGCCCACGCCUCGCUCACCCGCCCCUCGACCGCCGCCAAACCCCCCAAGAAAAACCGGAAAGACCGCCAGCCCGCCGCCACCGAAGAUGAAGACAGCGAUUCUGAAGACGAGGAGGAGGAGGAGCCGGAGAACGAGAUGGAAGGAUUAUCACCAAGACAUAUAAUCUUGUUUCCGCUUUUCGCGGGGAUUUCUCUGGCGACGCUGUAUUUCUUGUUGAAGUGGCUCAAGGAUCCGAGUAUAUUGAGUAAAGCGCUUAAUGCGUAUUUUGCUGUCUUUGGGUUUUUCGCGGUCACGAAGUUGGUUAGUGAUGUGCUGGAUAUUGGGCAUUCGAUUAUCUUUCCAAGGCGACAUGUGCUCGGGGGCGCGCUGUACCAUGUCGACGGCAAGGCAGGGAGGGCGGUGCCUGUCGCAGGCAACACCAAGGCCAGCGGGCCCAUUACAAGCCCGCUCCCCGGCUUCCUCGCGCGCAUACCACUUUCCGAUGGAGCGAAAGAAUGGCUCUGGGCGGACCGCGCGAUGCCCUCCAAUAAGUGGACGCUGAAGCUGUAUCUUGAGCGCGCGCUGGCGGGCAAAGCUAGAGUAGGCGCGCACACGCUUGUCGGUGCUGUGGUAGCGCUGGCUACGCUCGUCUACUUCAACCUGGUUGACAAGACGUGGUAUCUCACGAACCUACUCGGUUUCAGUUUCGCAUAUGGCAGUAUUCAAGUCAUCAGUCCGACGACGUUUGCGACUGGAAGUGCGAUACUCGUGGGGUUGUUCUUCUACGACAUCUACAUGGUGUUUUUCACUCCUCUCAUGGUAACAGUAGCAUCCUCCCUCGACGUCCCCAUCAAACUCAUGUUCCCCAAACCCGGCACCGCCACCACGCCCUCGGGCAAGAACGCCGCUGCCAUGCUCGGUCUAGGCGAUAUCAUCAUCCCAGGCCUCAUGAUAGGCCUUGCACUGCGCUUCGAUCUCUACCUCUUCUACCUCCGCCGCCAGAAACGCGUCUCAGCAACAACAGAAGGAGCCGAGGACACGGUUGUAAAGGCGGAGUUUACACCCCUGGCAGGCCGCUGGAGCGACCAUUUCUGGACGCAUUCACUCAUGGGACGCCCGCUGUGGAAGUCUGCCGCACCCCAAGAAAACGAGAAAGAGGAAGCGCCGUUCACUUUUCCGAAAACGUACUUCAAUGCCUCGCUAGUGGGCUAUGUAGGCGGUCUGGUCGCCACGUUCGCCGCGCUACAUCUCAUGAACCACGCGCAACCUGCUCUUCUCUGGCUCGUUCCAGGCGUGCUGCUCAGUCUCUGGGCGACUGCGCUUGUAAGGGGUGAGAUUGCUCUGAUGUGGCACUACAGUGAGGAGAUCGUGGAAGAAGCGACGGAGGCGGGUAAGGAAGCGACGAAGAGGACGGGGCAGCUGUUCAAGGAGGAGGAUGUCAAUGCUGUUAGGAAGCCGGCGACAGGGAAGUCGAGGAGGCCCGAGAGAGAGGUUUUUUCCUUUUCUAUUGAGGGGCCGAGGAAGGUUGGUCCGACGGCUGGAGCGAAGAUGGAGGGAAAGAAUGAGGUUAGUGAAGCAGGAAACGGUUCGACUGUUCCCUCGACUGUGAAGAGUCAGGUUUGGACUGGUUCUGAAGCGCAUAGUUCGGCGAGGGAAGAGGGCGGUGUUGAACCUGCUGGAAAGCGGCUUCGGGUCAGGUAG